GCUUCGAUUCGAUAUCCAGCCAAGCAAGAAUAACGCCAGAAAUCGAAACUCAAAGACGAAUUCUUUUCUCCAGUCUGUGCACCAGAACCAAGAUCCAAAGGACUUGUUAUCCCUCAAAAUAACACUAGCGCUAGAGUUGCUGGCGCCACUGCUUAAGUCCGAGUUGAAUGUUACUGAGACGCUUAUGCAACAGUUCUUCGUGGCCAAGGUUGUAAGUAACGACGAAUCGUGGAGACAGGGGUUCCGACUGACGUGGAAAGAUUCUUCAUGAGAUGGCUCAUGUAGCUGUACGGUAUAUCCAAUCUUUAGACAUUCCUAAUCAUCCUUCGCCAGUCUUCCCUGUUCAGCCGGAACCAUUUUUCGAGGACGAGGAAAGCAACGAAUGCGGGAGAGCACUCGAGAACGCUGUUUGGGGUGGCUAUGUUACAGACUUCUGGAUAGUCAGAUCCGAUUUGCGUUUUAGCAAGAUGGACAGCUGGGCUGUCCUCAGCGUUUGUGUCCAUAACUGGGUCAAUUUCAAAUUCUUUCCACCAGACUUGCGAGUGGUGCUACCAGAACAAAGACAGCGAAUCAGAUUCAGCGAAAACUUUCAAGAGAAUGCGAUCGCCAGCUAUUGGCCAGUGCCAGUGACAUUUAUGGAAAACAUACUCCAGACGGACUACUGGGACACUCAGGUAGCGCAAUUCACAACACAGGCAUUUAAACCAGACCGUAUUUUCGGCCACAUCAUCGUCCGAGGAGCCACAUCCAAACCUGAAGACGAGAGCUACCUCAUAGCUCUGGGCCCAAAGUAUGAUGACUGGGUGACGGAAUCCGGCAAAAGGGUCUCAACCAUGGAGAAAAUCGACUACAGAACAAUGGACGACAUCAGGUACGGAAAGCUGAUACCAGCAGACAAGCAAUGGAGGCCGAUAUUCGACCAAACGGAAGCUCACGCACAGAAGAUACAAGAUGCUAUAGAUCAACAAGAUCGGAUCUCGAAUGCUAGAAAACGUAGGCUGAGUGGUGCUCAAGGUCAGGCGACUACGAAGAAACAGAAUACGGGAACAGCGUCGCCUGCAGGCUCCACAGCAGGACCGCCAUCUUCGGCAGGAUCAUCAUCUCGAUCAAGAUCAGCUUCUCCAUCAGGCAGUCAGUCACCAUUAGGGUGUUGAGACUGCUUAGUACCACAAGCAUUGACAUCACGAUAUCUAGCAAGAGCAAACAAG
Mollisia scopiformis is the source of this 1208-nucleotide messenger RNA. RefSeq lists its product as uncharacterized. Lineage: Eukaryota; Fungi; Ascomycota; Leotiomycetes; Helotiales; Mollisiaceae. The record is from RefSeq and is a predicted model, not a curated record. The transcript is spliced from 6 exons. Bases 273 to 1154 code for a protein of 293 amino acids.